AGACAUGGAGGCAAAAAGUGUUGUUAUUUUAUAUCCUAAAUUAGUUAUGGAACAUUAAGGGUUGUGGUUGUUACAGGUGAGAAAAGUAAUGGUGCAUAUAUUAAAUGAAAAUAAAAUAAAAUAAAAGGAAAGAAGGUUGAUCAUAUUCCACGUUUGCAGUGCUGAAAGUACUCUCAUCCAUGCAAGAGAGGAGAAGGAGAAAGAGCAUAACAAAGCAACAUCAUUCAUUCCUUUUGAUUUCUUUUCAUCCAUCCAUGCAAAUAAUGCAAAUGUUACUAUGUCGUCUUCUUCGUCUUCACCAUCAUCAGAAUCAGAUCACAGAGGAGGAACAGCAGCAUCAACAGCAUACAACACACCACCAAUACUCGUAGCUCUCGUCCUCAUCGUCCUCGUCAUCUGCUUCGUCUGCUUCACCCUCCUCUACUUCUGCCGCUGCUACUUCGUCAGCAUCAUCCACACCCUCGCCUUCCACCGCUCCCCCUCUGCCAACGCAGCCACCACCACCACCGCCUCCGCCACCGCCAACACCAUCAACAACGCUCCUAAUUCCCCCUUCAUGGGCCUCGACGCUUCCCUCCUCCACGAAUUCCCCACCUUCCCUUAUUCCUCCGUCAAGGAUCUCCGCAAGGAGAAGAAGUACGCCCUUGAAUGCGCCAUCUGUCUCUUGGAGUUCGAGGACGACACCGUUCUCCGCUUGCUCACCGUUUGCCGCCACGUGUUCCACCAAGAGUGCGUUGAUCUCUGGCUUCAACGACACAAGACCUGCCCCGUUUGCCGCACUGAUCUUGAAACCAGAAAGUCUUCUGCUUCUUCGAUUACUCACGAUCACGACAGGCAGAGUGCUGCUGUUGGAGACGACGGUAAUGGUGAUGAUGACGUCUGCAUUGACGUCAAAGAAGGCGACGACGACGGUAUUAACAGAUUCUUGCGGUCGCAUUCGACGGGGCAUUCAAUAGUUAUGGUUAGAGAAGAAGGAAGAAACGACGAAGAUGAUGAUAGGUAUAGGUUGAGGUUGCAGGAGGAUGCAGAGUUGAGAGUUGUUAACAAUGAUAUGAAGAAGAAGAAGAAUCACCAAUACUCGAGAAGCUGCGAGAGUUACAAGGAGAUGAUGAUGAUGAUGGCGGCGGCUAAGCCCCUUGUUCCGCCUUGUACUAACUGUGGUUAUGUUGAUCAUCACACUCUCUCCGCUCCUUCUUCUUCUUCGCGUGUUGGUGCUAACUGAUACUUGAUUUAAUUAAUUUCUUAGUAUAUAUGUAGCUAUUUAUGUAUAUUAGAAUAUUUUUCUUGUUAAUCCGGUAAUAAAGCCUUUAGGAGAAUCAUUUUUACUUAGCAAUAGCAACUCAUAUUUAUGUAUACU
Messenger RNA from Arachis ipaensis, 1357 nucleotides. RefSeq names its product RING-H2 finger protein ATL29-like. The record is from RefSeq and is a predicted model, not a curated record. NCBI's taxonomy places the organism in Eukaryota, Viridiplantae, Streptophyta, Magnoliopsida, Fabales, Fabaceae.